AUGACGUCAUCACGUGCGAAGCGCGCGCGCGUGCGCAUCAAUUACGCGGAGCGGCGCAUCUGUUACGCGGAGCUCCUCAUCAUCGGAAAACUCUUUGUCGCGCCCCGUCGUCUAGCGUUCCCGCGGGUAAAUUGGCAUCUCCUGGACACUAAGCGUAAAAGAUGUGUUGUUUUCAAUCAAGGUGAAUUGGAUGCUAUGGAAUAUCAUAUGAAGNGUAAAAGUGAGCCCACUUCUUCUGUCCACCUUGAUUCUCUUCACAUGGAUUCCAUGUCCUCUUUUGGCUCCUCUGCUACAUUUACUGCUUCUGACUCUACCAUUAAGCUAAAGAAUGAUGAUGGAAGAAAUUGUGAAAUGUUCAUACAAAAAUAUGUUUUUCGAUCGGAACUGUUUGAUGUCACUAAACCUUAUAUAACUUCAGCUGUUCAGAAGGAAUGCCAACAAAGUAAUGAAAAGGAAGAUCUAAUGAAUGGUGUUAAAAAAGAGAUCUCCAUUUCUACUCUUGGGAAGAAGCGUAAAAGAUGUGUUGUUUUCAAUCAAGGUGAAUUGGAUGCUAUGGAAUAUCAUAUGAAGAUUAGGGAGCUGAUUCUGGAUGGAUCUUCACAGUUAAUCCAAGAAGGUUUUAAAAGUGGCUUUUUUCAUCCACUUUCUGAAAAACGGAACAAGUGUAGUGAGCCCAUUACUUUACCACUUGAUACCUGCAAUUUGUCAGAAUUAUGUGAAAUGGCAAAGCAUUUGCCUUCCCUGAAUGAAAUGGAACUUUUGACGUUACAAUUGAUGGAAGAUGAUGUGUCUGUUACAGAGCAGGAUUUAUUUUCACGGGUUGUUGAAAACAACUCUAGCUUUACAAAAAUGAUUACUUUAAUGGGACAGAAAUACCUGCUGCCACCAAAAAGCAGUUUUCUUUUGUCUGACAUUUCUUGUAUGCACCCACUUCUAAAUUGUGGGAAAACAUAUGAUGUAAUAGUGAUAGAUCCACCAUGGCAGAACAAAUCAGUUAAAAGAAGUAAGAGGUACAGUUAUUUAUCACCAUUACAAAUACAGCAAAUACCUAUCCCUAAACUGGCUGCUCCAGACUGUCUUGUUAUUACUUGGGUGACCAAUAGACAGAAGUACCUACGUUUUGUAAAGGAAGAACUUUAUCCUUCGUGGUCUGUGGAGUUGGUUGCUGAAUGGCACUGGGUAAAAAUCACCACUUCAGGAGAGUUUGUGCUCCCAUUAGAUUCUCCACACAAAAAGCCUUAUGAAGGUCUUGUCCUGGGGAGAGUUCGAGACAAAACUGCUUUACCAUUAAGGAAUGCAGAUGUGAAAGUGGUCCCCAUUCCAGAUCACAAAUUAAUCGUCAGUGUGCCCUGUACUCUUCACUCACAUAAGCCGCCUCUUGCUGAGGUUUUAAAAGACUAUGUCAAGCCAGAAGGGCAAUAUUUGGAAUUGUUUGCACGAAAUUUACAGCCAGGUUGGACUAGUUGGGGCAAUGAAGUUCUCAAAUUUCAACACAUGGAUUACUUUAUUGUUCUAGACUCUAGAAGCUGACUUUGAUCUCAAAGUUGUGAUUUUUCUUCAGUUUCUCCUUAUCCUUUCUUCAUUCUAACUGAUUUUUUCUUUUAUUACCAACCAGAGUGCUUGGAAAUGUAAACAGGACUUGGUUUUUCAGCAAAAUAGCCAGAAAUGACUAGCCUUCAUGUAAUUUUGAGAUAAAUUUUACUUCAGCUGCACUAAUAUUCCACAUUACUCUAGACUCACUACAAAUAAAGAUGUAAGCCAUUAGGUUAGAAAGAUGGCAAGACUUUGUAAUUAAAAAAGUCACAAAGCAUGUACUGUGGACCCGAGGUCUGCCUAUGGAUAUAUUUUAUUUGGCCCACACAUGUUAUUAAAAAAAAAAUAAAAAAUUGAACUAUCAUUCUAAAAAAAUUCAGAAAAUUUCACAUAGAAAUCCAGAUUCCUACUUCUCUUUAAAGUUAAGAUGCUCUGGCUACACUGAGGCAUGUGUUCUUUCCUGCCGUCAAUCUGUAGGACUCAGUGGUGGCAGCUCUUUUGGGAAGAUCCAUGUAUUCCAGUUUGUGACAGUACCACUUGCUCCAUGGCACUCACUUAUAUUGUCUAUUUGGCCCCUGUACAACCCAAAUAUACAACCUUUAUUAUGUUGUUACAUUCUGGGAAAAGCAUUCAGAGACCUGCCAAGUUCAUACUGAGUUUAGGAAACAUUAUUGAAGGGUUUUAAAUUGUGUUCAAGGUCACUUUUUAAGUACUUCUUAGUUUGCUUCUUUUUCUAGAAAAAAAAUGAAAAAUUUCUUAUAAAAAUGUCAGAAAGUAAACACUGCUUAUGAUUGUGAAAAAAGUAUAUUAUUUAUAGAUUUUCUACAAAUAAAUAUUUGUUUAUUAAGUAAAAUAUUUUCACUGAAAUGAUUAUUUGAAAAGUAUGCUGGUUUAUUAUAUAUAAUCUCUUUUAAAAUUUCAAGGUAUAAUUUUCACUUAAUAAUUUUCUCCUAUUUUCCUUAUAGAAGUUCAGUGAGUUUUGAAAACAUACAUACAGUUGUCCAUCUACUACUAUAAUCAUGAUGUAGAUAAAACAUUUCCUUCAUCCCCAAAACUCCUGUGUCCCUUUGCAGUCAACCCCCGCCUGCCACCCAGUGCCCUCGACAAAUAAUGAUUUGUUUUCUGUCAUUACUUCUACAUUUUUACAAUUUCAUAUAAGUGGAAUCAUAGAAUAUAUAAUAUCAUCUGUUUUGCCUGGACUCUUUAGCUUUUUGAAAAAUACACUAUUUACAGAUUUUCUACAAAUAUUUACUAAGUAAAAUGUUAGAUUGACAUUAUUAUCUAACAAGGUUGCCAAUGUAUUUGCUUAUUUUACCAAAAUAAAAUGUUAUUUUUGAGGUUUGUUCAUUCUUUGAGUGUGUGCGUGUAGUAUCAGAGGCUUAAUUUUGUAAUUGUAGAGGUAUUCUAACUUGUUAUUUAAAAGGAAAAAGGUAUUAAACUUGAAGCAAACUUCUCACAACCUCAUUUGAAACUCUUUUCAGCUUUUUGUUGUAUUUUAUAGAUUUUAUAUAGUUUGUGGAAACAUUUUAUCCUCAGCAAGUUUUUGGACUUUUAUUUUUGCAUUGUAAAUACUGAGAGAAUAAAAGAGAAUUUUGUUCACUGAGUUCUGGAAUUUAAGAGGGAGAACUUCUAGUCUUAACUCUGCUCCUAAAUGUUACAUCCUCUGGGCCUUGUUUGUAACACUUGUUUAAUUAUUGGGUUCUUUUUUGAAGAAAGGAUAAUUCUGCAAAAUAAAACAAUAAAACAACUUGUGAAAACAAAAAGGCCAGGCUAAGAGCAUAUAAGAACAUGGAAAACUGAGCAAAUGACUAUGGAUUUCCAAAGUGAUGUUGUUGCAUUCUAGCCUCUUCUCUUCAGCCCUAGAGCUCAGUUUAAUUUGGAUUUACCCAGAGGCCACGGAGUCACAAUGGUCAUCCUGGGCAACCCACACAAAAAGCCUAACAGCUAUUUCACGUCCACAAGGGUAAUAGCUGACACCACUCAAGAAACUUUGGAAAAUUUUGCAUCCUAAGAUGUAUCCUUGGAAUUCAUGGCCUUUCUCUUGACAUUCUUUCACCCUCUCAAAUAGGGCUGUUAGAGUAAAAUUACAGAACAUUUAACUACUCUUUUGAACCUGAUUGUUUUUUGUCACUCACACAUAGUUCUUUGAUGACUUUCAUAGGUGGUUAAUUGGCAAUCUUUCUGGUCUUCCUUCAAUAAAGACAUGUGUCACUUGACUGUAGGGAUAUGUUCUGAGAAAUGCAAUUUUAGGCGAUUUCAUUGUUAUUUUACACUUUGCUGGAGAUGUCAGAAACUUGAUCUUUAUGUGCAACAGCUAUGUACUGAAUGUUUGUGUCCUAAAAUUCAUAUGCCGAAACCCUACCCCUCAAUGUGAUGGUAUUUGGAGGUGGGGCCGUUGGGAAGUAAUUAGGGUUAGAUUAGGUCAUCAGAGUGGGGCCCUUAUAAUGGGACUAAUGCCCUUAUAAAAAGAGGAAGAGACAUGGGGUCUCAUUCUCUCUGCGUACAAGCACCAAGAAAGACCUUGUGAGAACAUAACCAGGAAGAGAUUCUCUCACCAAGAACCUGACCAUCUUGGCACCCUGAUCUUGGACUUCCAGUGUCCAGA
Hipposideros armiger (great roundleaf bat) is the source of this 4138-nucleotide messenger RNA. RefSeq names its product methyltransferase 4, N6-adenosine (gene METTL4). The transcript has 10 exons. Gene Ontology annotation, biological process: methylation. The coding region runs from base 1 to 1530 and encodes 509 amino acids. NCBI's taxonomy places the organism in Eukaryota, Metazoa, Chordata, Mammalia, Chiroptera, Hipposideridae. Gene Ontology annotation, molecular function: site-specific DNA-methyltransferase (adenine-specific) activity; nucleic acid binding; RNA methyltransferase activity. The record is from RefSeq and is a predicted model, not a curated record. Gene Ontology annotation, cellular component: cytosol; nucleus.